AUGGGCACUCGACAACACGGCGAUGCCGCAGCGCCUGAGAAAAUUCGACGACAAACAGACAAAUGCGCGAGAAGCACAUCGCUGAUGUGGGGAAUUCGAUUAUGUGGACUCCAAUACUAUGAUGCUACCACGGGAAGAACUACGCACAUUGACAAGUACGAGGGGAGAACGAUUGAGAUCGAAGAGCUGUGGAGAGCCGUUCGUGGUUUCCUCUCGUAUCCCGAUGGUCGCCCGAGAGAAGCCGUUAUUCGAGGGGUUAUUCGACAAAUCGAACAAAUUGAAGAGGCGAUAACAUUAAUGGACGGGGUUCGUUUAUUCGGCUCCUCGUUGCUCAUUGUUUAUGAAGGAGACGCUUUGGAGGAGCCACAGAGUGAGGCUGAGGCUGAACAGUUAGUGAGCGUUCGCGUGGUCGAUUUCGCAAACGCAACACUAGCCGGUGGGAGUCAUGUGGGCGCUGAUCAAGGCUUUCUUCUCGGUGUUCACUCACUCAAUCGCUUCGUUGCAGCUCUUCUCCAUUCCGGCGACAGUGACAUCGAUUCUGAAGGGUCAUGCAGUCCC
Mesorhabditis belari is the source of this 558-nucleotide messenger RNA. The record is from the annotation of a GenBank genome assembly. Lineage: Eukaryota; Metazoa; Nematoda; Chromadorea; Rhabditida; Rhabditidae.